Messenger RNA from Ooceraea biroi (clonal raider ant), 3699 nucleotides. RefSeq names its product GTPase-activating protein skywalker (gene sky). The record is from RefSeq and is a predicted model, not a curated record. Lineage: Eukaryota; Metazoa; Arthropoda; Insecta; Hymenoptera; Formicidae.
UAUAAUUUAAAUAUGUGCAAAUUAAUUCGGUACUCUUGAUGAAACUAAUCCUUUAUUUUCUUUUUUCGAGAAGGAAUUCAUCAGCUGCCCGAUAAGAUGGAGAAAAAUAUUAAAAAUGAUUAUUAUUUUUUGUAAUCAAGGCUUAAUUUUGUCAAAGCCACCAAAUGAAAUCGUGAAUCGAUCGUAUCGACAAUAAAAUGCACUAGUUCUAAAGAAUAAAAUGGAUACAGUUAGCGCGACGAUCAGUGGCUGGCUCGUAAGCGUCUCAAGAACAAAUGGCCGCUUCUCUGAUAACAACACGGCGAGUCAGCUGAUGGAGAAAAUCACUAGAUUACCAACUUGAGUUCUCUUCUCUCAUUGUUCUCUCUUCGCCCGGAUCUUCCUGUGUAUCUCUUAUAUUUUGACACACUAGAAUUCGUCGCUCAUCUAUUGAUUAUCUCAUGACGCGAGAUGAUACGAAUCUGCGUAAACUAGUGAGGCGAGGCGAGGCGAGGCGCGGUCGCGGUCGCGGUCGUAACGUUGCGCGGUAGCCCAUGUACGUGACGUUGAAUAUUCUUUUUACACGAAAGUUUGGAAAAUUUCAUUUUUCAUAGUUUGAGAUUUCGGCAAACGGUGAUGCACGCAUUCCGUGCAAAAAAAUCCAUCGUCUUCCCGAUCGAGAUCUCGCCAGGUGCGCGCGCGCAUGCACGUCAAGAGGCGUACUUACGCAGGCGCGCGAGACACCGUGGAUCGACGUUGACGGUCAGUGUGGUGCGCGAUCAAGUGCUCGUUGUCGCGAUACGCCGUGUUUGACACAAGUGCGGUUACGUACGUAGCAGAUGAAACGUUGCGCCAAGUGAAAAGUGAGAGAACGAUCGAACUGAUCGAGUGCAACAUUCGAGUGACGUUGACAGUGCAUCGUUCGGGCGGCACGCCGUGCCGUGCCGUGCCGUGCCGUGCCGUACCGUGCCGUGCCUCGCUGUGCCGUGCCCUACUGCGUUGCCGGCAGCUUUUCGCUUGCAUGCCACACUUGGACGCGAGAAUCCGAGCUCCUCGUUGGUGCUUUGCAGUAUUCGUUGGAAUAGGCCGCUUCGCUAAAACCGUGCGCGUACCUAAAGUGGCGAUGAAAAUUGAAACGUGUCAAGACAUGACAUAGAGAAGAAUGGAUGAGUGAAAAUUGCCGGGAUGAAGGAUUUCGCACCGUAAUCGAGCGAUGUUAGUGACUGCCUCCCCGAUGGACAAUCCGGCGAACAUGCUGUCGGUGCUCGAGGAGGAGGCGGCAAAUGUCGCUGACAUCGAGGACGCGUUUCCGCCGCACGUUGACACUAGCAAUAUCAUCAUCCAGCCGGAAUCGCCCACCAGUAAGAAGCAAGCUCUGAAGACCUUCGCCGAGGUGAACGCGUUGCUACAGGCCAGCCGAAAACGUGAGGCAAAACUGAUCAUACGCGAGAAUGCUUGGCCCCUUAACAACGGUAUCAGGUCGCAACUCUGGCCGGCGCUCUGCGAUCAGCAUGCGCAUGGCAAGAACAUGCUUGAUGGAUUCUACUGGGACAUGGUGAACCAGGUUUUCGGAACGACAGAACUACCAGAAAAAUCCAUCAUGCUGCCACCAUUCGUCGAUAGCACGCAUUGUUUAUCUUACAACUUGACGCGGAAAGGUAGAAAUGUCGCAGACAGAAUCGUGUCGGUGUUAGGAUAUGCAUGUCCUGACAUCACCUAUAGCCCAUCCCUUUAUCCGUUAACUGCGCUCCUUCUGCAUUUUGUGCCAGAAGAAGAAUGUUACCAUUGCAUGGCUACUUUGGUAGCAGCCAAAGAGAAAAUGUUUAUCACGCAAACCAAGCUUCUCUAUGAAGUCACAUGGAAGACAGUAGAACAAAUCACUAAGAAACAUGUUAAAUCGGCUGCUGUACACUUAGCAAGGCAUUGUUCCGGUUCGAGAGCGGAAAGAAUCUACAUGGACUGGAUCUGGUGGAUUCUUCAACUUCUUCCAUUUCAACAUCUAGUCAGGGUUAUGGACUGUUUCCUACACGAAGGCAUUAAAGUCUUUUAUCGGAUUGCUAUGGCUAUAGUUUUAUUAUUCUAUAAGCACUCUUCGCCGCAGAAUUCGGAAUGGCUAAACGAGAUUUCGAAAAAUGGCAUCGAUGCUGCUCUAUCCAAGUUCUGUAGACAAAUACCAGUUACACCUGCAAAGUUUCUACGCACCGCCUUCGGAAUACGUGGCCUCAGCUCAGCAUACAUAUCACGAGUAUUUCUACGCACGGAAAUGGCUCUUAAAAGUAAAAGCGUCCUGACAGGAUCCCGAUCGAUGGCUAGGUCGCGUUCGACGGACAAUCUGCCCACCAGUCAAUCUCAAAUUAACAUCCAGAUGAUGUCACAUACACUUACGAUACGAGAAAAAGAAUGUGAAGACACGUACAAAGAUCGGGGUGCACAUAGUCCAGGACCGCGCGCCCUAUCAAUGGGCGUUUACCCCAUACAAAGUAUAUGCUCCCAGAUCCUAGAUAUACCUGAUUUAUUUACUCUAUGGUCAUGGCUGCCAAUGAGAAUUACAAUGUACCAGCCGAUUUUAUUGUACACUACCGAGGAGCAUGGAUGUUCCUUAACAACUUUCUACGUGCGAGUUGAGCAACAUGAGCCAACCCUUCUGAUGAUAAAGACGUGCAACAACGAGGUAUUUGGUGCAUACUGCUCAACGAGAUGGUGCGAACGUAAUUUGAAGGAUGAUAAAGGACAGAGACAAGCAUACUUCGGUACAGGUGAAACGUUCCUAUUCAGCUUAUAUCCAGAGCGAGCAAAAUAUCCCUGGGUAGGAAUGGAUUCGUCGCACAACGAUUCCAGAGUACAUCACUCAGCUGAGUUAUUUAUGGCCGCGGAUUCAAAAAUGAUAACUAUUGGCGGCGGGGACGGUCAGGCAAUUUGGAUGGAUGAGAACAUCAGAUUUGGCAAAACGGACCGCUGCUCAACCUUCAAUAACCCACCCCUCUGCGCUAGCGGUGACUUCGAGAUCAGAGUGCUGGAAGUGUAUGGUUUCGCGGGUGCCUGAAGAGGGGGAAAAAAGACAUAACUAUAUGUAUAUGAAUUUGUUUUAUUUCCUACUGCCACACUUAGUGACUCUCUUCCUACAUAUACAUACUAAACACGACGCGAGAUUAUGACACGCCAUAAAUAUAUUUGCUUCUAUCGUUCUUUCUAGGAAAAUUUGCAUGUAAACGACACAACGCACAACAUGAUGAAUUUGCCCAAUGUAGAAGGACAAAGAUAUUCUACGCUCUUAUACGUCUGUAUAUAGAAACGUUUUGCAUUUCCAUUCGUUUCGGAAUUGUCUAUACACUAACUUGAUCUAUAUGUAUAUUAAUCUCUCUCUCUCUCUCUAGGCGAAAAUUUUAACACUAUCACGAAAUGUACAUAUCUUUAGAAAUUCGUGACACAAAAAAUUAUGAAAUUACUUUUCUAUUUGAAAAAAUCGUAUCAUUCUACAUUGUUAAUGAAAUGUAACGUUAAGUUUAAUUAAUUGUUCUCUACAUUUCUAACUUGUAUUAAGUUUUUUUUUUUUAAGAUGGAGUGUUGCCAUGUACAGAUUAAUAUUUUGAGAGUAAUACUCGCAUUUUCAAACGUUCGGAAAGGUAAAUUUUUUAUUUUAUUAUUUUCCUAUUUCAAAUUUUGCAUAUGUAAGGAUAAUCGUUAAUAAAAACUAAAUAAAGAAAUAAGUUACAAAGCCAA